Messenger RNA from Anopheles nili, 1921 nucleotides. Its product is annotated as probable RNA-binding protein CG14230. Gene Ontology annotation, molecular function: RNA binding. The transcript is spliced from 4 exons. The record is from RefSeq and is a predicted model, not a curated record. Lineage: Eukaryota; Metazoa; Arthropoda; Insecta; Diptera; Culicidae. The coding region runs from base 1 to 1887 and encodes 628 amino acids.
AUGGUCAUAAAAUCGCAUCGCCUUUUUAUUGGAAAUAUCCCUGCGGGAACUAAAGAAGCAGAGUUGAGAGCUGAAUUCACUGCUUAUGGAACAGUUGAAGCUAUAGAAAUUAAAACCAAAGCUAAUCCUCUCAAUGAGUCAAUCGACACGUUUGGAUUCAUCACGCUUCAGACCGACGAUUAUGUUGUGCCCCAAUGCAUUCAAGAGUUCAAAACACAAAAGUACAAAGGUGUGUAUUUGAAUGUUUCAAAGGCUAAAGAAUCUUUUUUAGAUAAAUUGAAACGAGAAAGAGAGGAAGCGGAGUCACAGAAGAAAAAUACCUCGCUAUCCAAUUUUGACAAAAAGUCGGCGGAAAAAAGUAGCCAGAAUGAGAACAAAUCUCUGCCCGCGUUGCCGACCUUGUGGAAUAAAAACGAUGAUGAUUCGUCGGAGAGCUCGGAAUCGGACUCGGAGAGCGAACAUGAUUUACCGGCAACUGAUAACAAACAAAAUACCAAUUUCUCCCAAGACUCUCGAAGAGGUCAACUACAAUUGGCUAAAUCUGAAAGUGAAAUUGUUAAGAAAUGGAAUCAAGAAACGUACAUUGAGUAUGGAAAAUUAAAAAUUGUUCCCAUAACUGGCAAAGUAGCAGAAAUUAUCGAUCGAACGAAAUGCUAUCAAAACCGUAUAGAGGGAAAAUCUCUUGGUGAAAACGCUCGCAUAGCGGACGAAAAACGAAAGCAGGGCUUGAACAAACUAAAAUCGGUCUACGAACAGCAGAAAUUGGCCAUUAAAAAUGCUCUCGCCGGUGAGCUGCCCAAUGAUAAGAGAAAGAUUACGUUUGACAAUGAGGAUACUCAAGAAGAGGAGUCAAAUAAGCUUGUCCUGUUUGAUGCACAAGAAGAAGACGAUGACUUCGAAGGUAACUUCACCAUGCGCAAGCAGUUGGGUGGAGAAGCAGGCCAAAAGUUGUUUGAAAUGCAAACGACUUAUCAAGCAGACAAUCGAUUUCGUUUGGAUGCACGGUUCUUGGAGAGUAAUCAAAACAUGAAUGAACCUCCAAAUCCUCAAUCAAAAAUGAAGGAUAAGGAACGAAGGAAACAGUUGGAAAUUCUCUCCAACGUCACAGGCAAACCAAUCAUUGCAGAAAGAAAUGUUGAUAGUAAAAACACUUCGCAAAUGCAACGAUUUGAUCCCGUUCAAAAAGAAGAAAUUGAUAAUGAUCCCGAACCGCAAAAAAAUACAAAGCUGCCGAAUAACAAAAGAGCAGAACGUCGAGAAAUUGAUUAUAAAGUUUCUGAGCAAAAGUUUUACACUGUAUCGGAUACCUUUACAAUGAAGGUCGGGAAACAGGAGUCCAGUCAAGGAUUCAGUUUAAUUUCGAUGUUUGGUAAAACUCCUGAAAAUAAUGUUCACAAUAAGAAACAAGAAAACACCACUGAAAAACCCUUGGGAGACAAACCGUUUAAAAGCGAUGCACGGUUUCAAUAUGAGUCAUCGGACAGUGAAGAUGGCGAUAGCAGUGAUAAGCGGAAGAAGCAAAAUAAUUUGAAUUGCAAAACCGCAGACGAUAGAAAUGCACGAGGCGGUAAAAAGGCACGAACCGAAAACGUUGAGCAGAAGUCUUCCGGAUACUAUUCGAAACAAGGAAUAUGGAAAGAAACUUUUUUUUUCCUUCCCAAGGAUUCACGAUUUGACGCUGGAAGAAUGUUCCUCGGGUUUGGAGUUGCUAUUGAAAAUGAGGAAAAAUCAAAUGAAACUGAAAAAACGACUAUAAGUUUAACCGUGAAUGAUGUACAUGAUAUUAGGAAACUCUACAAGAAACGCCGAUAUCGCGAAAGCCGACUCGUUCAAAAGAAAACUAAAAUUGGCAUUGCGCGUAUAAACCGCAAACCUAGAAUGAAAUGAAACGGUUUAAGCAAACUAGCUUAAUUGUAUUAGA